AUGCCGUCUCUUAGCUUUUCGAUUGAAGGACUAAUGAGUUCCACACAUACUGUCUCUUCUCAAAAAAGUCCACCUCCACCAUCAACAACGUCACCACCAUCUACUUCAAGCAAAAUAGAAGGCAAUGGAAUAACGACAAGCAGAACAACAACCCAUGGAUUUAAGUGCUCUGAAUGUGGAAAGGUUUUUAACGCUCAGUACAACCUCGCUCGCCACAUGCCUACUCACACAGGCGUGAAGCCGUUUAUAUGUGAGAUCUGCGGAAAAGGCUUCCACCAGAAGGGGAACUAUAAGAACCAUAAACUGACACACAGCAAAGAGAAACAGCACAGGUGUCCCCUGUGCGACAAGUCCUUCCACCAGGCCUACAAUCUGACUUUUCACAUGCAUACACACAGCGAGGAGAAGCCUUUUACUUGCUGUUAUUGCGAAAAAGGCUUUUGCCGCAACUUUGACCUCAAGAAGCACAUCCGCAAGGCGCACCCACGAGGGCGCUUCGACAACCAAUCAGGGCACCAGGACCUGAGCCGACUCCUCGGAAUUUCUGCCAUAGCCCCAUCACCACAACCUCCUCCACCGUCACUGCCACCACUGCUGAUGGCGCCGCCAACACCAGAAUUCUUCGGUAUGGCACCUCAGCAGCCCUUUCAAUUUACAGAGCCUUGUGUACAACUCCUCCAGAAUGAACACAAUCUACAAGUGGGGCUUCGAAUUCCACCACCUGAGGUUUUACAGAAAAUGCUUCCUUACCAGACAAUAUAA
Echinococcus granulosus is the source of this 762-nucleotide messenger RNA. RefSeq names its product Fez family zinc finger protein 2. Bases 1 to 762 code for a protein of 253 amino acids. Gene Ontology annotation, cellular component: nucleus. The transcript is spliced from 2 exons. Lineage: Eukaryota; Metazoa; Platyhelminthes; Cestoda; Cyclophyllidea; Taeniidae. The record is from RefSeq and is a predicted model, not a curated record.